AUGCAUCAUGAACCGCCUGUGUCUGGUCAUCAGUCAGCAUUAACAGCUACUAGUACAUAUGCGGAUGAUUCGUUAAUGUCACCUACUACUACUACUGCUACUGCUUCACAAAUACAUCGUGGUAUGACUCAAUCACAAUCAUCAUCUGGUUUAAAAUCACGUUUAUUCAAUGCACUUGGUCUACAACAGCAACAACAACAACCACCACAAACUUAA
Brugia malayi is the source of this 216-nucleotide messenger RNA. RefSeq lists its product as uncharacterized. NCBI's taxonomy places the organism in Eukaryota, Metazoa, Nematoda, Chromadorea, Rhabditida, Onchocercidae. The record is from RefSeq and is a predicted model, not a curated record. The transcript has 2 exons. Bases 1 to 216 code for a protein of 71 amino acids.